Purpureocillium takamizusanense is the source of this 675-nucleotide messenger RNA. RefSeq lists its product as uncharacterized. The record is from RefSeq and is a predicted model, not a curated record. Bases 1 to 675 code for a protein of 224 amino acids. The transcript has a single exon. NCBI's taxonomy places the organism in Eukaryota, Fungi, Ascomycota, Sordariomycetes, Hypocreales, Ophiocordycipitaceae.
AUGGGGUCGACUGAGUCCAAGGUGGUCGGCACUCGCAUGGCCCAGUCCGAGCUCGCCAACAUCAACCUCCCGAACAAGUUUGGCCUCUGGUACAAGGGCAAGGCGCAUAUCAGGCUCAUCAUCGGCGAGGACAAGAACAGCAUAACACACAUCAUCACCCUCCCCGAUGGCUGGCACGGUGAUCUCAUCUUCUACAACGGCCCAACAAACGAGUCAAAUCCGAUGGCCGUGGUGACCUACGGGAGCAAGAUGGGCUGGCACGACAAGAUCAGGCUCGCGGCGCAACCCGGGCGACGACCCAUCGAAGAGGAGAUCCGCGCCCGAGGCAACGGCAUGUCGAUGAUAUACGCCUUUACCGUCGCCAUCGACACCACCUCGCUGCCCGACAGGUUCGAGUGGCGCAGCAGCAGGAGCGACGAGGUCAAGGAGCUCGGCGAGGGCUCCUUUGGCUACAAGCUGGUCCGGCUGGGCCAAGAGGGGGAAGAGGAGAUUGUCGCCGUCGCAGGCAACGCAAAGUGGACCAAGUCGUGGACCAAGGCGGGCGCGUUCCAGUUCAGAGGACGAGGGGCCACUGGGGAGCUCGGCGAGGCGUGGGCGGUCAUGGCGGUGGUGUCUUUUGUGAGGAUCGUGCAGCGCAACAUGCAGGCCGCCGUCGCGGCGGCGGGCGCGGCUUGA